GUAAUUAAGUGAAGAAAAGUGUAUGGUAUAACCUUAAAGCGAGAGAAGGAGGAGAGAAUAUCGAAGAAAAAAUAUUUGUCAAAUUACAAGCAGUAAAGUGCAUUUAAUAAAAUUCAAUUAUACAAGAAAUUGCAUAAUUUCCUUGGCGACAAUGUUACAGCUACUACAUUAAUCUCAGCAAAAGAAAAGUUGUUACCUAUCCCUGAAAUCAAUUGUAACUAGGAGUCGCUCAAGUUCCACUCUCUUGCCAACAAUAUAAUGCAUCGUUAUCCUUGUGAGGGUUCAACAACGCACCGAUAGCAUGACCCGGGACGGAGAGAUACCCGCCAUCUUUAACCCGAAACGGGUACGCGCACCAUCCGUCGUCGUGACCGGUGACUCUCCGAAUGGUCCGUAUGGGGGCUUUAGUAAUGCGCUCAACGCAAGCAAUCCACAAAUCGCCCACCAAGACUCAAUUUCUUCGAGUCAACAAGAUCCUAGUGAGGUUAUAACAAUACAUCCAGACACACGGGAUGCUACGACACCAGUCGGUACGCAUCAAGGUUUGCGGCGUGCACUCGGCGCUGGUGGUGGGAGUUUUGUUGGUAGUUGUGGCAUAAGUGGCGUAGGUGGUCUUACUGGUGGUAUAAAUGAACCGGAUACACCGACAAUGGAGGCAGGACCAGAUGUCACUGAAGUACGUUUCCGUCGACUGAAAGCUUGUAGGGAGACGUGUUGUUCGGAACUUGCGAGAAAGAUGUAUUUUGGUGUUUGCGUCACCAUACUCGUCACCGCUUCAUGGGUUGGCGCAACGCAUUGCAUCAAAUUUCUUUACCUAAAUCGCAGCACCUACGCCAGUAUUACUACAGAGGACUUCGACAGCACAUCAAAUCGCGCCAUUGAAUUGGAUUUGGUCACAAAUAUUGACGAUGAUGAUCCCAAACAUCUGCUAGGUAUCAGUGAUAAUUCAUUAAGCGCCUCUGAGGUGGAGGAGGCUAAAAAAUUUCUGCAAGUCGCACCACCAACACUACCAGAGACAACCGUAUUUCGCGCGCCUUUCUUCGCAGCAUGGUUCUUCACGAAUUUUUCAUUUCUAUUUUUCCCCAUUUAUGUGCUGGGGCGCGUAUCAUUGCGCAAGUGCGACAAGCCAGGCGAAAUUUUGGGUGAUGUUUUGCGAGGUUUCCGCGAUCGUGGCUUCACAAUCGGUCGUUUUCUAAAUCGCUGCCUCUCCUUCUGCAUCCUCUGGCUGGUGACCACCUACCUAUAUACCAUGUCUCUGCGCGUACUUUUCGCCACCGAUGCCAUGGCGCUAUUCGCAACCAAUGUCGCUUGUGUCUAUCUGCUUUCAUGGGUCAUUCUUCAUGAACAAUUUGUCGGUGUACGGAUUGUUGCGGUCAUUUUAUGCGACACCGGCAUUGCGCUGCUUGCAUACAUGGAUGGCAUUACGGAAAGUCGCACGCUGAGCGGUGUUGUGCUGGCAACGCUGGGCGCUGCCGGUUACGCAGUCUUUAGGGUUAUGUUCCGCAAAGUGAUGGGCGAUCCACCGAUUGGCCAGAUUGCAUUUGCCUUUACUACGCUUGGAUUUCUCAAUGCGCUACUGCUGUGGCCCGUUUGCGUGGGACUCUACUUGGCUGGCUAUGAGAGUAUGCCGUCAGAUCGUAUGCCAUGGAUUAUUUUACUAAUUGCCAGUAUAUUGUUAUUGGUUUUUCACAUAUUAAUGCAAUUCAGCGCAGCGGUCACUUAUAAUAUGUUUGUAACGCUCGGUUUGAUAACAGCAGUACCAGUUUCAGGAGGUAAGUUGCGUUGGGGGUAUCUAUUAGGAACAUAA
This is a messenger RNA of Rhagoletis zephyria (snowberry fruit fly), 1807 nucleotides long. RefSeq lists its product as uncharacterized. The record is from RefSeq and is a predicted model, not a curated record. NCBI's taxonomy places the organism in Eukaryota, Metazoa, Arthropoda, Insecta, Diptera, Tephritidae.